AUGUUCCGGAGUUCUAGAGCCAGUCUCGGAAAGCAAGUAAAUGUGAGUGCGGGCCCCUUUGUGCCGUCAAUAGACGAAGCAGCCGUGACAUGGUCUGUCGAGAUAGCGAGGCUAGCAAGGGAGUUGGAUCAAGAGGGAGAGCAUGCUGUAGAGCUUGUAGAGGUUCCAGAAGCGGGUAUGGUGCGAUUAGAGCUCGAAGUCGAACUGCCUGGUUUAUUUGAUGCUGAUGACCGCUUUCCUGACUUCGAGACCGUCUUUUUCGCUGAGGCUGACAUUGUUGAGAGAUUCGUGGAUUAG
This is a messenger RNA of Cadophora gregata, 297 nucleotides long. RefSeq lists its product as uncharacterized. The record is from RefSeq and is a predicted model, not a curated record. NCBI's taxonomy places the organism in Eukaryota, Fungi, Ascomycota, Leotiomycetes, Helotiales, Ploettnerulaceae. Bases 1 to 297 code for a protein of 98 amino acids. The transcript has a single exon.